ACAUUCUAACUUUUAACAGUUUACUUAGAGACUCAUUUUGACACGCACCUUUUUAAAUUAGCUUCAAAUAAUGUCAUAUGUCAAUAAAGCGCGCGAAGUUUAAUCGACAUACAAAUAUAGAACUUGACGAAGGAGGUUUAGUGCUGUGCUAAUUAUCACUAUGAAGGUUUUAUUUGCUUUGUUAAUGUUGACAUUAGUGACGCAGUCGCAAGGAGAAGUGAUAGUACGAAACGAUUUUGACACUCCAGGCGCAGAUGGGUCCUACCGAUGGGCGUUUCAGACAGAUGGUGGUAUAUACCACGAGCAGCGAGGGUCUCUCCAGCCAGCUGCCUCCGGAGUACCAGCUCUGGUUGUUGAAGGACAGUACCAGUACACCGCUCCAGAUGGACAGUUGAUCCACGUAUUCUACCGAGCAGAUGAAAAUGGAUUCCAGCCAAAACUUAGUAAGCAAUAAUAGAUGACCGCCAUUUUUUGCAUCUGUAUAGUGUCAAGUUCAGAUUGUCGUUUAUGUCAAAUGUCAAAAUGGAAGUCUGUAAUCGUUUGAUUUUCUUUUAAACCGGUUCGUUAUUAUUUUGAAAUGUGAUAAAUUACGAAAUGUAUCAUAUGUGGCUGGCAGGCUAAAUUUAAAAAUAUAUUCUUUAUAAUUUAAAUAUAUAAAAUUCAACUAUAGAACCGAUCAUCAUUUUGGUAAACAUUUAAAAAUACUAU
Molecule: messenger RNA, 708 nt
Organism: Pieris napi
Lineage: Eukaryota; Metazoa; Arthropoda; Insecta; Lepidoptera; Pieridae
Product: endocuticle structural glycoprotein SgAbd-1-like
Exons: 4
Coding region: 161-454 (97 amino acids)
Cellular component (GO): chitin-based extracellular matrix
Molecular function (GO): structural constituent of chitin-based larval cuticle
Source: RefSeq, a predicted model, not a curated record